Molecule: messenger RNA, 423 nt
Organism: Chironomus riparius
Lineage: Eukaryota; Metazoa; Arthropoda; Insecta; Diptera; Chironomidae
Source: the annotation of a GenBank genome assembly
AUGAAGCUAAUAGUUUUAACUAGGAUGGUGGCUGGCAUAACAGCAAACACGGAGCAAAAUAUUGCUCCGCUAGUGCCUCUAUCGGGCCCAUCGCCCUUGCAACUAUCAAAUGAACCUCACAUGUCAAUUGUUGCAUCCGAAAAUGCAGGGUAAGUACUUCCAUACCUUUUUUCAACCCUCUGUUUUUUUUUUGUCUGUUUUGUCAAAGCAGCAAAACUUGUUGUUGAAUACUUUUUUUUGCAGAAAUGGCGAAAAUAAAUAAAAUAAAUUUUUUUUUAUAUUCAAUUGAAAAGCGCAAGAAAGGAAAAAAGUAAUGUGUAAAGAAGAAGAAAAGUUUUCAGUUCGGGCGCAAUAUCGACUUGGGUUCGUUCUUCUCUACUCUUUAUUUUUUUUUCUGCACAAGUAAUACAGAAAGCGACCUAC